AUGACCAGUGAAGCUGCCAGUGCUGAUAUAGAUUCUGCUAAUAAAUAUCCUGCUGAGCUGAAGAAAAUUAUUGAUGAAGGAGGUCACACACCAGAACAAGUGUACAUGUUGAUGAAGCUGGGCUUUUCUGGAAGUUCAGGCCUGCUAGAACUUUUUAUUUCCACUGAAGAAAAAUCAGCACCAGGCUUUAAAGCAUCCAAAGAGCGUUUAACACUUCUUGUGAAAGGAAAUGCUUCAGGUGACAUAAAAUUAAAGCCCCUACUAGUGAAUCACUCUGAAAAUCCAAAGGCUCUCACGGGCUAUGCCAAGUCUAAUCUACCUGUGAUUUGGCGUUCCAAUAAGAAGGCUUGGAUGACUAUGACCCUUUUCCAAGACUGGUUCAUUAACUUUUUUUGCCUUGCUGUAGAAAGAUAUAAUGCCAGGCAUAACAUAUCUAAUAAAGCAUUGCUCCUCUUUGACAAUGCACCAAGCCACCCAGUAAAUUUAAAUGGUUUUUCUGAUAAUGUGAGAGUGGAGUACAUCCCCACGAACACAACUUCCUUGCUCCAGCCAAUGGAUCAAGGUUUUUCACAAGCUGAAAGUUUACAGCAAGUUCAACAAGAUAUUGUGACACUUGCAAAUAAUGUAGGCUUUGAAGAAGUCAUAGAAAAUGGUGUGGUUGAAUUGCUAGAGUCCCAUAGAGAAGAUUUGACUAAUGAAGAUCUGAUGAUGUUGGAACAAGA
Molecule: messenger RNA, 722 nt
Organism: Homarus americanus (American lobster)
Lineage: Eukaryota; Metazoa; Arthropoda; Malacostraca; Decapoda; Nephropidae
Product: tigger transposable element-derived protein 1-like
Exons: 2
Cellular component (GO): nucleus
Molecular function (GO): DNA binding
Source: RefSeq, a predicted model, not a curated record